UUCCGGCAACUAUUAGUAGGACUACUUGGCAUAGCACUAAAAGAGUCCCAUUUAAAGUUACUAAUCAUCUCACAAGAGGCCGCAUGGGUUGUUUACAAUCAUGGCGCGUGGCUUUUUCUUCAUUCCAAACCUCUGUAGCCAAAUCAUCAUCGCCACCUAAUAACAGUAAAGAAUGUGUACCUGCUUAAACUCUCAACAUUCUCCAAAACCCUUCUCUCUUUCUCUCUUACUACAACAAUCUGCAAUGAUAGAUUCUUCCAUUCCAACCAACAAUCAGAUCAUAUACUUUACUUGAUAUCAUAUCCAGGUGAAAACAAACAUGGAGCAAAGAAGGCGUUGCCACGAUGUGUUCUGGUUAGGGUUAUUUGUGAUCCAGUUAAUUGGUUUGGGUUUUGUUCUUGUCAUUUUAGGGGUCAACAGGUUCAAGAAAAAGAACCGGCUUGACAUUGACAAGUACACAUAUCGGUUCAUGGAGAAUCAAGCUGGUCUGACUGAGGAUUACUGGCCACUCUAUGCUGUUGCUGGUGCUGUGGGGACUGCUCUUGGAUGGAGUUGGCUGUUGUUGUUGGGUUCCCGCGCUAUCCAGAUGAUGAAGGUCUCUGUCCACAUUCUUACCACUUAUCUUGCUGUCAUCAGUGUUUUGUGUUUUUGGGCUCAUCAGUUUUUCUGGGGUGUUGCUUUUUCUAUUGGAGCUGCUCUCCAGUUUUUGUAUAUUAUUUCUGUCAUAGAUAGACUUCCAUUUACAAUGUUGGUAUUGCAAAAGGCUGUGAAAAUGGUAUGGAAUCUUCCUGAGGUUUUGAGAGUAGCAUAUGCGUUUAUGGCUAUGGUGCUUUUAUGGAUGUCCUUGUGGUCAUUUGGAGCUGCUGGUGUUGUAGCUUCAAGCAUGGGUGACGGUGGACGCUGGUGGCUUCUUGGGGUCCUCUCUGUAAGCUUAUUUUGGACAGGUGCUGUGCUUUGUAAUACUUUACAUGUCAUAGUGUCUGGGACACUGGUUCGUGUUACCAUCCAUGGUAGUUGUGAGGCUGCACCAACUCCCGCGAACUCCAUAAUGAAAUCUUUACAGUAUGCUUUGACAACAUCUUUUGGCAGCAUUUGUUAUGGCUCAUUAUUCACAGCUGCUAUUAGGACACUACGAUGGGAGAUAAGAGGAAUCCGGUCAAAGAUAGGAAGCAACGAGUGUUUGCUUUGCUGUGUUGAUUUCCUUUUCCAUCUUGUGGAGACUCUUGUUCGAUUCUUCAACAAGUAUGCUUAUGUCCAGAUCGGUGUUUAUGGUAAAAGCUUUAACCAUUCUGCGAGAGAUGCGUGGGAGUUAUUUCAAUCAACUGGAGUUGAAGCGCUUGUGGCGUAUGAUUGUUCAGGUGCUGUGCUGUUAAUGGGGACCAUAUUGGGUGGGCUGAUAACUGGAACUUGUUCUGGUGUUUGGGCAUGGAUCAAAUGGAGCGACAGAGCUUUUAUGAUUGGAUCUACAUCUAUGCUCAUGGGGAUGGUAUUGGUUGGAGUGGCAAUGGUUGUGGUGGAAAGUGCGGUGACAUCGAUAUAUAUCUGUUAUGCGGAAGACCCAUUAUUGAUUCAGAGAUGGGACAAUGACUUUUUCAACCAGAUUUCUGAGACACUGCACCAGCGACUUCAACAUAGGAGUUCACGGGCAAGGGAAGUUUUAACUCACAAUCAUCUUGAUGCGCAUAUGCUAGAGAACACCCAAAUAUGAGAAAUCACUAAAUGGUUUUGUACAAAAACUAUUUAUUUAAAUUGUCCGUGACAUAUAGUCAACACUUUUAUAUUCUGUGCUGCAUUAGCGUGUGUAUCUUUCACAUUACAACAAGUUUAACAUAAUUGGUAAAGAGAAUGUUUUUGA
Molecule: messenger RNA, 1855 nt
Organism: Vicia villosa (hairy vetch)
Lineage: Eukaryota; Viridiplantae; Streptophyta; Magnoliopsida; Fabales; Fabaceae
Exons: 6
Coding region: 320-1708 (462 amino acids)
Biological process (GO): transmembrane transport
Cellular component (GO): membrane
Molecular function (GO): transmembrane transporter activity
Source: RefSeq, a predicted model, not a curated record